Molecule: messenger RNA, 610 nt
Organism: Bursaphelenchus okinawaensis
Lineage: Eukaryota; Metazoa; Nematoda; Chromadorea; Rhabditida; Aphelenchoididae
Source: the annotation of a GenBank genome assembly
AUGUCGAAAAUGGGACGUAUGGAAUCUGACACCGACCCCAACUCGGUCACCAUCUUGAGCAAGCGCGGUCCGGCUCACAAAACGCUCAAAACUGCUUCUGUAAGUCGUAUUUUAUAUAUUUUUGAUUGUUUAGGACUUGAAUUCUGCUCAACGUCGUGGUGUGGAACUGGAAACGAACAAGAAGUUCUUUGCUGGCUCUAACCGUCAACACAAGACUGACAAGAACACGUUGAGAUUAGAUGAAGAAACUGAGGAGCUGAAGCACGAGAAGGUCGGUCUAACGUUGUGUAAGGCUCUACAACAAGCUAGGCAAGCUAAGGAGUGGACGCAGAAGGAUCUGAGCACGGUAAGUUAUCUUUUUACUGAUGUUUUAUACUUUCGUUCAUAUUUUAUUGUUUUUUGUUUACGUGUUUAUUUCAACGUUUUGCUUCGGAUGAUUAAAACGGUUUUUUUUCAGCGUGUCAAUGAGAAAGUAGAAGUAGUUCGGGAGUAUGAAAACGGAAAAGCCAUUCCUAAUCAACAAGUUCUGACCAAGAUGGAGCGAGCAUUGGGAGUGAAGCUUCGAGGUAAAGACAUAGGCCAACCGUUGGGAGGUCCAAAGAAGAAGUAG